Molecule: messenger RNA, 2180 nt
Organism: Ipomoea triloba (trilobed morning glory)
Lineage: Eukaryota; Viridiplantae; Streptophyta; Magnoliopsida; Solanales; Convolvulaceae
Product: protein NRT1/ PTR FAMILY 6.2-like
Exons: 6
Coding region: 196-1929 (577 amino acids)
Biological process (GO): transmembrane transport; oligopeptide transport
Cellular component (GO): membrane
Molecular function (GO): transmembrane transporter activity
Source: RefSeq, a predicted model, not a curated record
AAUUCAAAGCCCGAAACCUUUGCCUAUAAAAAGGCGAGCUUUUCAGGCAUCAUAUCUAACUCAGGUUUUAGAGUAUUUAAUAACAUAUAUCACCAAAGCUUCAUUCCCCGCAGUUCUUUGGUACUCUCCACUCUCCUCCCCCACUCUUUGCAUCUCUUUCACUUCCUACGUUAGACACAACAAAGGGAGAGCAGGAUGAGCUGUGUAGUUGCAGAUGCGGUGGACUACCGGGGAUUACCGGCUGAUAAAUCUAAAACUGGUGGCUGGGUGCCGGCUGCUCUUGCACUAGGAAUUGAAAUAGUUGAGAGGCUUUCUACCAUGGGAAUAGGAGUGAAUCUUGUAACAUACUUGGGUGGAACCAUGCAUCAGCCUAGUUCGACUUCAGCUAACGUUGUUACAGAUUUCAUGGGAACAUCUUUUCUUCUUUGUUUGCUUGGAGGCUUCCUUGCAGAUUCUUUCCUUGGCAGAUUCAAAACCAUUGCAAUCUUUUCCACUAUACAGGCAGUAGGCACGGGGAUCUUAGCAAUAGCUACCAAACUACCACAACUGAGGCCACCACCAUGCGAGGCUCACCAAAACUGCGAGCCAGCAAACGGAUUUCAGAUGGGAAUUCUAUACUUAGCAUUAUAUCUCAUAGCCUUAGGCACCGGCGGUCUAAAAUCAAGCGUUUCAGGGUUCGGGACGGACCAAUUCGACGAGAAAGACGACAAGGAAAAGGUUCAGAUGAACUAUUUCUUCCACAGAUUCUUCUUCUUUGUUAGCAUGGGGACUUUGGCUGCUGUCACGGUGCUUGUGUACAUCCAAGACGAAGUUGGGAGAAGCUUGGGCUAUGGGAUCUGUUCAAUUUCCAUGGUUGUAGCCAUGGUUUUGCUCCUCUCCGGGAUUAAGAGGUAUAGGUACAAGAAAAGCUUAGGAAGUCCCAUUGUCCACAUUCUCCAAGUUAUCCAGUGUGCCAUUAGGAAAAGGAAGAUGGCCCUUCCUUAUGAUGUUACCCAGCUUUUUGACAACACCCCUCCAGCUUUUUCAAGAAUCCAUCACACUGACCAGUUUCUGGCUUUGGACAAGGCAGCUAUAGUGGCAGAAGGGGACUUUGAGGAGGAUAAUAAUGGUGGCACUGUUCCUAAUCCUUGGAAGCUAAGCACAGUGACAAGAGUGGAGGAAGUGAAAAUGAUGGUGAGGCUACUUCCAAUAUGGGCCACCACCAUCUUGUUCUGGACAACCUAUGCUCAGAUGAUGACCUAUUCAGUGAUCCAAGCUUCCACCAUGGAAAGAUCAGUAGGAAAUUUCCAAAUUCCUGCAGGUUCCCUCACCGUCUUCUUUGUGGCUGCCAUUCUCAUUACCUUGGCUGUUUAUGAUCGUGUUGUCAUGCCUAUCUGGAAGAAAUGGAAAGGAACCCCAGGUUUCACCAACCUACAAAGAAUGGCCAUAGGCCUAGCGCUCUCCACCAUGGGAAUGGGAAUAGCAGCAAUAACAGAACACAAAAGGCUAAGCGUAGCAAAAUCCGAGGGGCGCAACGUUUCAACGUUACACAUGAGUGUUUUCAACCUCAUCCCACAAUUCUUCCUAAUCGGUUCAGGCGAGGCCUUCAUCUACACGGGCCAGCUCGAUUUCUUCAUCACCCAAUCACCAAAGGGGAUGAAAACAAUGAGCACCGGCCUCUUCUUAACCACCCUCUCGCUCGGCUUCUUCGUCAGUAGCUUCCUCGUAUCAAUUGUCAAGAAGGUGACAGGACACGGGAACCAAGGUUGGCUAGCCGACAACAUAAACUACGGACGCCUCGAUUGCUUCUACGGACUUCUGGCUAUCCUUGGCGUGGUCAACUUUGCUCUCUACGUGGUCUCCGCGGUUUGGUUUAAGCGGAAGACGAACAAGAAGGGGGGAAUACAAAUGGAGAGUAUGGGAAAUCUGAAAGGUGAGGAGAAGUGCUAGGCAGGUUUGUAAGUUAAUAAACAUAUAUAUAUAUAUAUGUUUGCAUGGCCAGCUCAGUUUAGUGUACAAAGGGUGCAUGGGUUGGUUAGGUUGUGUUGUUUUGGGCUUUUAUUAUUGAGUGUCUUUGGAAAAUUAUGUUUCGUCAGUCCAUGCACAGACUACACCAACGUGUAGUCUUGGAAUAGUUUCGAUUCCAUGUGUAAUAAUGUUCUCAAAAUAUACUAAUAGAUUUUUUAUGAUAUUGGGUGACA